AUGGCCCAACGUGUUACUUUCAGAAGAAGAAACCCAUACAACACCAAGUCUAACAAGAUCAAGGUUGUUAAGACCCCAGGUGGUGCUUUGCGUAGUCAACACGUCAAGAAGUUGGCUACCAGACCAAAGUGUGGUGACACCGGUGUUCCAUUGCAAGGUGUCUCUACCUUGAGACCAAGACAAUACGCUACUGUCUCCAGAACCAAGAAGACCGUUUCCAGAGCCUACGGUGGUUCCAAGUCUGCUAACGCCGUCAAGGAAAGAAUCGUUAGAGCUUUCUUGAUCGAAGAACAAAAGAUCGUCAAGAGAGUUAUCAAGGAACAAACCGAAGCUGCCAAGAAGGCUGAAAAGAAGGAUGCUAAGAAGUCUAAGAAAUAA
Molecule: messenger RNA, 378 nt
Organism: Kluyveromyces lactis
Lineage: Eukaryota; Fungi; Ascomycota; Saccharomycetes; Saccharomycetales; Saccharomycetaceae
Product: 60S ribosomal protein eL34
Exons: 2
Coding region: 1-378 (125 amino acids)
Biological process (GO): translation
Cellular component (GO): ribosome
Molecular function (GO): structural constituent of ribosome
Source: RefSeq, a predicted model, not a curated record